This is a messenger RNA of Octopus sinensis (East Asian common octopus), 4702 nucleotides long. RefSeq names its product zinc finger protein 658B-like. The coding region runs from base 301 to 3402 and encodes 1033 amino acids. The record is from RefSeq and is a predicted model, not a curated record. The transcript has 2 exons. Lineage: Eukaryota; Metazoa; Mollusca; Cephalopoda; Octopoda; Octopodidae.
UUUCGAAAAAGCCAUUACGGGAAGUUAUAUUAACCAAUAGAAAGCCUAAACCAAAGCAGAAAGGAGACUUAAUCAGCCCCUCUUAUUUUUUUGCGAAUGAUUGUCUAAAAGUGUUUUAUCUUGUGGCCUGAAGAUGGUGAGCAACAGUGAGAAGUACCUGUUAUAGAAACAUUCACAUCAUCACAUCCAUUUCCACACACACACACACACACUCUUCUUACCACAGCUGCUUGAGCUGCUUUUACAUUCCUAUUCCUUUGCUCUGAGGAACGUCUUUGCACAUUUGGUGCAACAAGAACCAUGGACCAUGUUAAAUUCAAUAGCAGCAGCAACAACAGCAGAUGCUCACCAUUACCCCCAAUCGGCAAACUACAGUCACCUGUACAGAACAAUAGCAAUGGUGAUAACCCUCUCGGCAGCAUCAGCAGCAAUGGUCGCCACAGCAAGCCUCUCUACCAUCACAGCUAUCUUAGCAGUAAAUCUAGUGUCUCUAUGACAGGUGUUAAAAACUUGAAGAACACCUGUGGUAAAUUCAGUGGCAGCAGUAGUCUGUUAAAUGGGGCUACAGGCAGCGGUAGUAGUGAUGGUUGUAGUGCAUACAGUGUGUCGAUGAAGGCCAACAGUAGCUACUUGAAGCUCUACGGCACUGCCAGUCAUAAUAACAGCAUCAGUUCGUCAUUGACAAAUGCAGUUUCUGGUAACAGUCACUGCAGUCAACAGCAUCUACAACAUCGACAGCAGCAGGCCGUGGCCACAGUAGCUACUUCAAACGCAGUCGUCAAAACUAACAGUCCAAACAUAAACCUAGUUCUGAAUCCGAAACCAAUAUUGGAAGCUGCGGCGGCAGAGAAAGAGAAAGUACAAGAAAAAAUGGGAAAUGGCAAUGAUGAUGAUGAUGACGAGGACGACGACGAAGAUGAUGGUGUUGAUAACGAUGACGAUGAUGAUGAUGAUGAUGACGACGAUGAUGAUGACGAUGAUGAUAAUCAUGAUGAUGAUGAAGGAGGAGGAGAGGAAAUGGGGAAAAGUGAUAAAAAAUUGGAAGGAAUGAUUGAAAAUUAUGUAAAGGUAGAGAAAGAAGAGCAGACAGAGGGUGGAGACAAGCAACUCCAGCCAAAUAGCAACACCCCAAGUACAGGUAAAAGUAGUAGUUCUGCUUCUGUUGAUGGCAGUGCUACAGCAUCUAGUCUCAGUCUGAAGGAAAGAGAAAGCAUCUAUGAGUGGUCAUAUGAUGAGCCAGAGGAGGAAAGCAAUCAGCCAUACAAAACCAAGUACCAAUUAUUCUCACAUCUACGCAAGAGCAACAUUGAUCGACCAUUCAAAUGUGUGCACUGCGAGAAGUGCUUUGCAACUACCUCACACUUAAAGUCGCACGUGCGCACACACACGGGGGAAAAGCCACACAAAUGUCACAAGUGUCCACGUGCAUUCUCAGAACAGUCGUCACUGAAGAGGCAUUUGCGUCUGCACAGCGGAGAGCGUCCAUAUGUCUGCCUGCACUGCAGGGAGUCGUUCUACAAUCAGACUUCGCUGAAAAACCACCUGGCCAAGCACACAGGCGAGAAGCCGUACAAGUGUCUGAAAUGCCAAAAGUCCUUUAUUCAUGCCUCCCACUUGAAGUCACAUCUUCGCACCCAUACGGGUGAAAAACCAUUCAUGUGUCUCGAGUGCAAUCGACCGUUUUCAGAGCGCACAUCGUUACGCCGUCACAUGCGUAUCCACACAGAUGAAAAACCGUACACUUGCAAGCAGUGUGGCAAAGCUUUUCAUAACCAGUCUUCACUGAAAUAUCAUGUCACUAGCCAUGACUCCCAGAACAAUGACCAGACCAACAACACCGAGGACGGUAAGGACAAUAGCAAAAAAAAAAACAACCGUUCUGCAAAAGCUAACAAAUCAUCAAAACGAGGUGGAACUCGAACUAAUGCAAAAGGUACAUUUAAAUGCAAAGAAUGCAACAAGUCAUAUGUUGAUGAAUCCAACCUGAAGCGACAUACUUCUUUACACUCAGGAGAGCGAUCUUUCAAGUGUUUACGUUGUGACAAGGCUUUCUUUAGCCAAGCUAGUCUUCAACAGCAUGUACGUACUCACACUGGGGAGAAACCAUAUUUAUGUGUCCAUUGCAGCAAGAAGUUUUCACAGCAUUGUGAUCUGAAGCGGCACCUACGUACCCACACAGGAGUACGUCCACAUCAAUGUCCCCAUUGUGAGAAAGUGUUUUGUGAGCACUCUUCCCUAAAGAAUCAUUUAGCUACUGUCCACACAAGCAAAGAACAGCAGUCUGAACUGUGGCACUGUUCUUACUGCGCUGAAAGCUUUCCUGAUGAACUGACACUUCAGCAGCACAUGCAUAGUGCGCAUAAUGCUACAACCUUGCAACCUCCUGCUGAUGAGACCUCUGUGCAACGAAGUUCAACACCAUUGAGGUGCAGUGAGUGCGGUAAAGAUUUUUCGCAGAGUUCUCAAUUAGAAGAACAUUUCUCUGCAUGUCAUCAGCCUGCCAGCAAAAAGAUUACUUCAUCUCCCAGUAAUCCUGUUAACACAUUGACCCAAAAGUCACCUUUCACGUGUGUCUAUUGCGGGAAGGCGUUCAGUCAUCGCACUUCUCUCCAGCGCCACAUUCGCAUCCACACGGGUGACAACCUGUACAAAUGCACUCAGUGCAGCAAAUCGUUCUGUCAGAAGUCCUCCUACGAGUAUCACAUUACCAUUCACUCGGGAAUCAAACCUUAUGUGUGUGUCACGUGUGGUAAAGGAUUUGCACAUCAGUACGGGUUGCAUCGUCAUGUACGUACACAUGCUGCAGAGGUCGCGGCUGAGGAUGCCUCUAACAACUUGAACGUUUUAGUUAAAAAAGAAGACGAGGAUGAGGAGGAUGACGACGAUGACGACGAUGAUGAUGACGACGAUGAUGAUGACAAUGAUGAUGAUGACGAUGAUGAGGACGAUGACGAUGAUAAUGAUGAUGAUGACGACAAAAAUAAUGGCAAUAAUAAUGAUAGCAAUAAAAAUAACAAUAUCCAGAUGGAUACGUUGCAAAUGUCAAAAUCUGCUUUAAUUUCAAAUCCUUCCCAAACUGUGUCUAAUGGGUCAAAGAUAGGUCCUUUGGCGCAUCCACCUCACCCAUCACACUCCUCACACAGGCAUUUACCUAUUCAUCUUAAUCAGUCACAACAGCAACAAAAUUCUCAACAAAAACAGCCCUGUUUAAACUCACAGCAAGCACUCCAUCAUCAGCAGCAGCAUCAUCACCAUCAUCAACAACAAUCACAAAUUCAGCAUCAACAACAACAACAACAGCAGCAGCAGCAAGUAACUGGACAACAACAGAAUUAUGACAAUGUUGAUUUUAACCUUUGUUUGGCUACAAAUAUUUCUAUCAACUCCACUUCUACAAGCUGACUGGGUGCUGACACGGUGGGCUAGGGAACUGAACUUCUGAGCAUAAGCUAUUCACCAUCCUCACCCGGAAGAGAGAGAGGUGUAGAUAUAUAUCUGCUUAUCUAUCAAUUCAUUAUUUCUUAAACCAUCUAACUCUAUGUCUAAACCACAUUUAACUGUUUUAUCCUGUCUACCUGUCCGUCUAUUUUUUAAUGUCUAUUUAUUUGCCUAUUUCUGGCUAUUACCUAUCAACCUAUCUAGCUAUUUAUGUGUAUGUAUGCCUAAACAUUAGUGCGGUUCUAUCUCCAACUAUAUUUCCUCUCACCUAUUACUAUUAUCAGAUUUUAAACCAAGGUUUUCAUUACAUUUUCUUGGUUAAAUAUACCAAAUUAGAAUUGGUUUUUUUUUUUUCCUUGUUUUGAUUUCUUUUCUCUACUCUUAGUUUAUUCCCCACCAUCUUUUUUUUUCCUAUGGGUCGUUUGGUUCUGCGAAGUCAGACCUUUUCAAUUACUACACAUGACAUGUAUAGUUGGGUGCUAAUAUUUGUUUGACACUUUACUUUGAAGUAGAAACCGAAUGAAUAAAGCAAGCAACCAGGGCGAGAAGAAUGUGUUACUUGAGAUUGAACUUGUGAUUAUGAUCAUCAUACAAUCAUUAGGCCAGUUUAUCAUGUAUGUGGGCAUCUAAAAGCUCAUUUAAGAUUAAAAAAAGUAAAGUGGAGUAAGAUAAGAUAAUAACCUUGUCUUCACUCCUCAUGUUUUAAGGAGAGCUGUUGGGUCAAGAGUGAGCUGGAAAAUUGUCCAGUUGAGUUGAGUUUUCGUUGCCACUACCACACUACUUUCAACUGCUUUUGCCUUUUUCUGUUGCAUCCAAAGAUCAUCACCAUGCAUCUAAAUAGAAUAGCUAUGCGUGUCUUUAUUGUACUAAGUAAAAUGAUUAAAACCUUGUGUCAUAUUUUGCAGUGAAAUACUACCAUGGAAAACUGGGAUAGUUUGACCUUAUGACCUUUUAGGUUAGUGAUAGUAAUCCAUCUUUCUCCCAAGCAAAACCUAAUCUAUUGAUGUAAAUGACUUUUCCCUAAGGACACAAUGAAAUGCCAGCAGCUGAAAUCGAACCUAUUAUAUUUAGAUUAGUAUACCAGCAAGCUUAAAUUCCCUCAGACAAAAUGUUCUUGGUGUUGUUGAUUGGUAGAGAUUGGUAGAGAUAGCUUGAGUAGUUAGCCAAUCACAUCUUAUCCUAGGUUCUAUACACUCCACUUUUAUGUUGUUCCACCUUUUACUUUUGACCAGUUUGUGAAUUUUAGAAUGAAGAAUGCUUAGGA